AUGGCGAUGAUGACUGGCCGUGUGCUGCUGGUGUGUGCCCUCUGCGUGCUGUGGUGCGGCGUUUCGGUGGUGAUGGCGUCCAACGUUGGUGGUUUGGCUCCUCACGCAGAAAUCAACGUUUUUUUUGGCCGGUGGUAUUCAUUGAUGAUGGGCGAUUGUGAAAAUACUUCAGCGUUCGAAAACGGCACGGUGAAUGAGUCCGCAGUUGAGGAAUGCAAACGUGAAGCGAAAAAGGCCCUUUGUGACUUUUUUUAUGGCGACCAUUCGGGUGAACAUGACGCAUCUCAUUUGCACUCUAUUUGUUCGCCGGAUGUUGGCUCCGGAGGGGCUGUUGAUCAGCAGGCACAAGAGCAAAUCCUCACGUUGCGU
Messenger RNA from Trypanosoma cruzi, 369 nucleotides. RefSeq names its product mucin-associated surface protein (MASP), putative. The annotation marks the transcript as partial. The record is from RefSeq and is a predicted model, not a curated record. Lineage: Eukaryota; Euglenozoa; Kinetoplastea; Trypanosomatida; Trypanosomatidae. The transcript has a single exon.